AUGACACAUGGCAAACUUCCAUUGAAACGCCUCCAUAGUACACAGAUAAGAGAAAUUGGGUCUUCAUUGAAUUUUUGUUGGCUGUUGCUGUGCAGUAAGGUGGUGAGGUUGUCGAUUGCCCAAGUUCUGACUGUGGUUUCACCGAAGCAGAAGUCUGCAUUGAGAGAAGUGUACAAGAACAAGAAGUAUUUGCCACUCGACCUUCGUCCCAAGAAAAUGAGAGCUAUUAGAAAGCGUCUCACAAAACAUCAGGUAUCAUUGAAGACUGAAAGGGAGAAGAAGAAGAUCUAUUACCCAUUGAGGAAGUUUGCAAUUAAGCUGUUUUGUCUAUUUUGGUUGUAA
Messenger RNA from Impatiens glandulifera, 342 nucleotides. Its product is annotated as 60S ribosomal protein L35-like. Gene Ontology annotation, biological process: maturation of LSU-rRNA from tricistronic rRNA transcript (SSU-rRNA, 5.8S rRNA, LSU-rRNA); translation. Gene Ontology annotation, molecular function: mRNA binding; structural constituent of ribosome. The record is from RefSeq and is a predicted model, not a curated record. Bases 1 to 342 code for a protein of 113 amino acids. Gene Ontology annotation, cellular component: cytosolic large ribosomal subunit; ribosome. NCBI's taxonomy places the organism in Eukaryota, Viridiplantae, Streptophyta, Magnoliopsida, Ericales, Balsaminaceae. The transcript has 4 exons.